GUGGAAAAUCAAUGGCUCGGAAAACGAAUAAUCUUCUUCAACCCUGGAACAUCGUCCAACUUUCACUUUGUCAUCGCUUUAGAGGCCAGGUGUUCUUCACCACAGUACGAUUUCUCAGAAGAGCUAGACGCGCACACUGAGAUGGUCGCUACAAUGUCGAUGCUCGUAUCUUUGAGAGACAGGAUUCUUUGGCCCGAGCAGCAACGCUGCAGGAAUACGGGCGUUCCUUCUGAGGAAAUUGACUUGGACGAUCUGCAAAAAUGGAGUAUCCUCAUCAAGAUGAUAAGACGCACCCGUUUUGGGAGAUCGUCGAACAUAAUCACACACAGAUCUCGUAAAGUGCGGUGUAUCGUUAUCAUCGGGCUCUCAUAUCGUGGCUUACCCCUUUCCGCUUUAACAUUGCCACAAUAA
Messenger RNA from Cylicocyclus nassatus, 411 nucleotides. Lineage: Eukaryota; Metazoa; Nematoda; Chromadorea; Rhabditida; Strongylidae. The record is from the annotation of a GenBank genome assembly.